GUAUCCAUGACAUUUUAAAAGAAAAUGCUUUUCAAGGUCAGGUUAUUCAGAAUUAUUAGAAGUAAAAAAAAGUGUUGUCACAAUUGCUUCUACCAGCGUUUCAGUACAUAUCACCUGAUUAUGUUUACUAAUGUAAUAUUAUGGUGGUGAUAAAUUUAACCUAAACUGGACAACUGGGCUGGGAUUAUAUAUAUAGUAUAAAUAUUAUAUUACUGUUACAUUAUAUUGUAAUUAUAAUAUAUCGUCAUUAUUUUCACCUGAUGAUGUUUACGAAUGCAAUAUUAUGGUGGUGCUACGCUUAUCCUAUUGACGUAUUAUGUUUUUAUAGGAUUUGUGUGAAGGAACUAAGGAUUGUAGCUGUUAUAAAAGUAUCCGCCCCUUUACGUUGUAAAGUUAUAUAUACUAUUGAUAUUAUUGCCUUAUCGGUCGGUUAUAGGUGAUUCAAAACACAAAACACGACUUUUAUUUUGAAUAGAUAAUGACUAAAAAUGUCGGUCGAUUAACCACAUCCGGUCUGAGAUUCCGAGCACUGCGCAGACUCCUCCAGCAGAAGUUUACUGUUGCCUAGAAACGUCGGUUAGCUGGUUUAUCGGCAAUCGUGUAAAGGUGACCUGAUGCAGAGCACAGGAGAGGAUGCGGAGGGAAGCUCCAGCCAAAGAGAGAAACACACCAACCUGCAGGAUGGAAGUGACAGAGCAGCAGAGGACAGUGAUGCGACUGUCCUAUCUGCUCCACAGGAUCAGUCAUCACCGCAGUCAGAUUUUCCCUUUCUGCAGCCUUACAGUGACCUGAGUAUUGCAUAUGAACACUCCCCUGCAGCUGCAAACUCUUUGGAAGAAAAUAUUUCUCUGAUCUUGGAGACACCUCGCCUUUUCAACGUCAGUACAUCAGAAGAGGAUCAGGAGCAACUGCCAGAAGAUGAAGAUGAGGAAGAGGAGUUCAUAGUUCUUGACCCUGAACAUCCACUGGUCAGAAGGCAACAAGCUGCUCUGAGCAUCCAGCUCAGCCAACAGCUGGAGAGGAUCAACCUGGGACUAAAGGAAAAGAUGGCAACAGAAAAGGCUGAUGCCUGCCACAUACAGGAAGCAGGUAUUGAGAUGUUCAGGGUACAGGAGCAGCUGGCCAGAAUGCAGAACAGACUGGAAGACCGCCAUAAGACCAAAUCACAGGCUGAAGCAAAACAUCGGCAGGCCCAGGAUCAGCUGGAGGCCACAAAGAGUCAGUAUGCCAGUAUCACCAGCCAGGACAGGGGACUUAAAGCCAAAGUGUCUCAGCUACAGGCUGAGUUAGACAAUGUGAUGCUGCACCUUAUCUUUGCACAAGGAGUCAGUGAAGAUUUUCAUUCUAAAGUCAAAAUCAUGAAUAAUGCCAGAUGCAAAGUGGAAGCUGAGAAGACUCAGGCAGAAGACCAGAAACUGAAGCAGGAUUUGUAUGUGGAGCGCCUAACAAAUGAGAUGGAGCAACUGACACAGCAGAAAGCCUUGUAUGAGACCCAGGCCAGCGCUCAAGAAGGGGAGACACAGGCAGCCAAAGAGGCCCUGUCUGAGGCGGAGAUGGAAAUUGAGUCUCUGCUGAUGGUCCGUAAACAGCUACUGCAGCAGUGGAACAGCAGCCUCAUGAGUAUGAGGAGACGAGAUGAGGACUUCAGUGCCAUGAAGAAGGCCAUGCGAGCGGUCGUGCAUCAGGUGGCCUUGCUGGACAGAGAGAUUGAAAGCUACAAGAAGUCCACAACUGCAGAGCAAGAGCAAAAUGAGUCACUGACUGUGCAGUUGAACUGGUCUCAGAUAGAUGGAGCUACUUCCAAAAAGCUGAUCAGUCAGAAACAGGUUCAGCAAGAGGCUCUGCAGGCCCACUACAGCACAUGUCUCCGCACUCUGUGUGCAAUAGAGUGUACUCUCUCCACACACACAAAGGAAGCCAGUACACACCAGGCUGAACUGAAGGAUCAGCAACGGCAGGUAGAAAAACAGAGCUCUUUGCGUCUUAUGCUGGAGGACAAGAUUAUGACGCACAUAAAUCGGAAGCUCAACCACAGCAAGGCUGUCAAGUACUCCCAAAGGUUCACCAGUAAGAUAAGCAGUCUCAAGGACGAGAAGAUAUGUCAGCUGAAGCAGCUGGAGAACAAAAUAUUCGCAGUUAGACUUGAGAGCCAACAGAUCGACCAACACGUGGACAACCUGGUCCACACCCAAGAGGCCUUAGAUGAGGAGAUUGCAAACUGCAACAAAUUACUGACUGACCACCAGACUAAGGCUUCUUCAUUUAUUAAACUCAUUUACCAGAAGCAGACAGCAAUUGCCAAUUGCAACACCAAGAUUUCUCAAAUCCUCACCAGCACUGGGCAUGAAGACCUGAGUCCUCUGCAAAUCAAGGUGGAAGCAAUAAUGGCUCAGAUUGAUGAGCUGACAGCAGAUAUUAAGAGUGACCAGCAGCUCUGGAUUAGAUGUCAGGGGACUCUAGUAGGACUGACACGGGAGAUGGAGGCCAACGGCAGGGAGUUGCGCAAACUGCAGACAGAAUAUACUGGAAUGCAGCAGAAGAAAAUCCGCCUGGAGAGUCAGUUUGAAGAAUGGCAUCAAGAAGAAAAUCAGCUGGAGAAGAACUCAAAGAUGCUGAAGAGAGACCUGCUGAAGCUCAACGCCUUGCUGUGCAAGAACAGACAGCUGAGCCACGUUCUGGAGCAAGAGAACGCAUUCAUGGAGACAGACUUCCUUCACAGAUUGAAGGAGGCGGAGCAGGAGUCUGUCCAGAUACAGAUGAAGCAUGAGAAGACACGGGAAGAGAAAGAGUGGCUCCUCAACAGUUUGCUAGAGGCCGAGCGUCAAAUCAUGCUGUGGGACAAGAGGACCCAGAUUGUAAAGGAGACUUGUUCAGCUGUGGACUCAGAGGUGGGCCGGGGAGACAUCCAGGUGAUGAAAGCUGAAAUACAUUGCAUGGAGGCAUGUGGUGUUCAGGAUGAGAUUGUUCUCCGUGCACCACACUGUCAGUCGCUCCACUUCUUCUCUGUAUGCCAACUUGUCCCUACCUGUGAUGAGCCCUACCAUGACCAUGGUGGUGUAGUCAGCACACAUUAUAAUGCUGCUGGGGUGCGUCUUAACCAGCUGAUGAAAAAACAGGAGCGGCUGCUGAGGGAAAGUGAAGCAACUGUGGCAAGGAGAGAAACAAUUGUCCUGCACAGGGAGGCCGUUGUACACAACUCGCAGAAACAGACCACAAAGGGUAAACUGAGCCACUUCAUACAGGGCCUCCAGCGCAAGAUCCAGGAGAAACACAAAACUGUGUCAGAGAGUAAGCAGGUGAUCAGGGAGCUCCAGAAGAGCCAGGUGAGUCUGAGUAACAGGCUUGUGCAGCAGAAGCAGCAGGUGAUCGAACUUUGUGGCACCAGCUGCAUCCUUGAUUCUGACUUUGUAAGCCUCAAGGACACCAAAGAUAAGAACCUUGCCCAUCUAUUGACACUGCAGAGUCGGACCAAGAUACUCCAGGGAGUGUGUGAGGGCAGCUACCAAGCCUUGUCUACCAGCACAUCAGUGGGAGCUGCUCUGCUGAGCCAGAUGCACCGAAUUCACACUACCAGCACCAUCUUGCACCACAUGUGUGAGGAAUUCCCCCAGCAUCAGGGCGCACUCCGCAGACUAGCAUUAACACUGGCUGCAAAAUCCAUGAGUGAGGGGAAGAUAAAGCAGUGACAGUGAGCACAGAAGAGGCAGUGGUGCUGAUGGCAGGGAAAUAUUGAAGACCAAGAGGUCAUUGGUGUUUGCUUUAUUCUGUGUUUUGAAUGAAAUACUGGUUGUAAAACAACAUGAGAUAAUACAUGAAAUCAACAAAAAGGUCCUUUAUAGAGUUUGGCUUUUUUAAUCCAGUAUGGAAAUGAUUCAUGAAGAGAUGCUCUAAAAGUUCACUUUAGGAAAGUCCAUUUAGUAACACUCAAAAUUAAACAGAUUAGACUAGAGUUGACAGUCUUUUUUUAACUGAAACAGAAAUGCUGCAAUAAGGAUGUUGGGAAUGCAGUUUAAAAAAUAAAUAAAUAAAAAUCCGCUCAAAUACUAUUCAUGCACUAAUCUAUCAAGCGUCUCAUUCAGACGUGGAAGGUUACCUUUUGCGUCAGUAUCAAACGUCUAGGGGCGUGACAAAUCGUCGGUAUAUUACGUCUUGGGAAUGAGAACGGGCAACAGCCACAACAGAGGCUUAUGGGUAGUGUAGACUUUUUUCGCUAUCGAAAACAUCUGAAUAAAAGUUUCUCAGAAUCAAAGGAGGAAAAACUAAAAGUGAUAUCCACAACAUGAAGCUACUUUAUUGUUGAAUUAUCAGUGAUACUGAUACUAUCAGUGAUGUGUUUGUGUUGAGAAAUGUUGACGAUCUCAUUAAAAGAAAUGCCUAAAAUAGUGAGAAAAACA
Messenger RNA from Mugil cephalus (flathead mullet), 4394 nucleotides. RefSeq names its product coiled-coil domain containing 40 (gene ccdc40). Gene Ontology annotation, biological process: heart looping; axoneme assembly; epithelial cilium movement involved in determination of left/right asymmetry. Lineage: Eukaryota; Metazoa; Chordata; Actinopteri; Mugiliformes; Mugilidae. The record is from RefSeq and is a predicted model, not a curated record. Gene Ontology annotation, cellular component: cilium; cytoplasm. The transcript has 20 exons. The coding region runs from base 615 to 3686 and encodes 1023 amino acids.